Molecule: messenger RNA, 562 nt
Organism: Ostrinia furnacalis (Asian corn borer)
Lineage: Eukaryota; Metazoa; Arthropoda; Insecta; Lepidoptera; Crambidae
Product: endocuticle structural glycoprotein ABD-5
Exons: 3
Coding region: 150-470 (106 amino acids)
Source: RefSeq, a predicted model, not a curated record
AAUUGGCUCAGUUUCAGAUAAGACAGUGCACGCGCUCGCUCGUACGCGUACGGACCUUAUAUAUAAAGAAGAUCUUACGAAACCGUUAGCACAUUCGGCCUACAAGUUGUCCAGGAAGUCGCCUGUUCCUUUGUCACCAAGAAAACAAAAUGCUGCUGCCACUGAUCGUUGGUGUAUUGUUGGUGCAAACAUUGGCGGCCAGCCCGUACAUUGACAGCCAUCCUCAACCUCAAGUAUUAAACUACCACAUGGACACAAAUAAUAUGCCUAAUUCAUAUAAUUUCCAUUACGAUGCAAGCGAUGGCUCUUCCCGCACCGAACAAGGCGCCAUUUUGAAUCAAGGGACAAACGAUGCCGCACUCGACGUCCACGGAGCCGCCCGUUGGUACGACGACAAAGGUGAUCUGUACGAGAUGACGUACAAGGCUGGCAAGAGAGGUUACAGAACUGUUAUAAAAAAGAUCUCCUAACCGACCUAAUUAUACCGGACUACUACUUAUUCCAGAGGUUUCGGCUUCAAUCCCCGCAAUAUUUUUUUUAAAGAUCAUUAUUAAUUUUUAUU